This is a messenger RNA of Zingiber officinale, 480 nucleotides long. RefSeq lists its product as uncharacterized. Bases 1 to 480 code for a protein of 159 amino acids. NCBI's taxonomy places the organism in Eukaryota, Viridiplantae, Streptophyta, Magnoliopsida, Zingiberales, Zingiberaceae. The transcript has a single exon. The record is from RefSeq and is a predicted model, not a curated record.
AUGGGGAGGCCGACGGCGGACGGAGGCCGGUGCAAGAGGCACCCGAAGCACCGGCAGUCGGUCGGGGUUUGUCCCUUCUGCCUCAGGGAGAAGCUCUAUCAGCACCUCUCGACCUCUUCCUCCGCUGCUGCGGGUCUUUCUUCGUCGUGCUCUUCGUCGCUGUACUCGGACGAUGACGACGGCUCCGAUGACGUCUCUUCUUCGGCUUCCUCGCCGCCACGACUCCAUGAAAUGAAGCGGGCUAGGGUGGUUACUGGUCGGCUGACGAAGAGUCGGUCGUUGAUGUUCGCCGUCAGAGGCCGUCGUCGGAAGGAAGAGGAGGAGAAGAAGAAAGACAAGGAGUUGAAGGUGACGAAAGAGAGGUUUUGGAGUAAGCUAUUUGGUGCUUCGAGUAAGAAGAAGAAGAAACAGGAUCAAGGUGGUGGUAGUUUGCUGCAUUCUCUGACCUUCAAAGAAAAGCCUUCAGUAAAAUGGAUCUAA